UGCUAGGCAACAGAGGCCGAAAUGGCAGUUCGGACAGGAGCGGAUGGGGGGCUCGUCUUCAAAUUAUUUUCGCCGCAGGAACCGUGAAAGGCAGCCGCCUUCGCGUAGAGAAACCGGGGAGCGAGUGCGCCGUCGCGGCGGAACAUGUACCUGUUGUGCCUGGUGGUGGUGCCCGCAACAGAGGCGGCUGAGCCGGUCCCACAAAAUCCAUAAGGCGGCCGGGCCGGGGUGGGGCGCCUGCCUGCGCACGCGCAGUGCGGCGGGCGGGCAGCGGCAGGUGCCGAACGGCGAGGGCCGGCAGUGCCCACUCAAGCAGUGCCGCCCGCACAGACAACAUGGCCGGCCCGCGCGACGUCGCCGCCGCCUUCCUGCUCGCCGGCGCCUGUCUGCUCGCCGCCACGCGUCUGUCCGCGGGGCCAUCCGACCACUAAACCUGAGGGCGUGGGACGUGGAGCUUCCCCUGUCAGUAGCAGCAAGCCGACACCGGGAUAACGUCCCGCAUUAUGUCACACAACUAAAUAACAUCGUCGGCUUCAGAAGACAGGGCGGCGGCCGCUGCUUCGAGUUCCGCCACCACGACAACGCACAGCUGGCGGCCGAGCUGCGCGCCGUGCGCGACCGCUGCCCGCGCGUCUCGCGCCUCUACGCGCUCAGCGAGCGCUCCGUGCGCGGCGUGCCGCUCCACGUCAUCGAGUUCUCCACGCGGCCCGGCCACCACCAGCUGCUGAAGCCCGAGUUCAAGUACAUCGCCAACAUGCACGGCAACGAGGUGCUGGGCCGCGAGCUGCUGCUCAAGCUGGCCGACUACUUGUGCGAGCAGUGGCUGGCGGGGGACGCCGACAUCACGCGCCUCAUCAGCUCCACGCGCAUCCACCUGGUGCCCAGCAUGAACCCGGACGGCUGGCAGCUCGCCACCGACACGGGCGGCACCGACUACCUGAUCGGCCGCUACAACAACAACAGCGUCGACCUGAACCGCAACUUCCCGGACCUGGACCGCGUCAUGUUCAGCUACGAGAAGGCGCACAUCGAUUACAACAACCACCUGCUGGCGCAGCUGCAGCGCCUCGCCGAGCCGUGCUCCAAGCUGAAGGGCCAGCCGCGGGACAUCUACUACGGCUUCGACUGGCGCUGCAAGAAGGUGCAGCCGGAGACCCGCGCCGUGAUGCGGCUCAUCAUGGAGGUGCCGUUCGUGCUGUCGGCGAACAUGCACGGCGGCGACCUCGUCGCCAACUACCCGUUCGACUACAGCCGCUCCGGCGCCCCGCAGGAGUACUCGGAGACGCCGGACGACGAGACCUUCAGGCACCUGGCGCUGUCGUACGCGCAGCAGCACGCCACCAUGGCCAACCGCAGCCGGCCCGGCUGCGAGGCGGGCGACCAGUUCAGCUUCGGCAGGCAGGGCGGCAUCACCAACGGCGCCGCGUGGUACAGCGUCCAGGGAGGCAUGCAGGACUUUAACUACCUCGCCACCAACGACUUCGAGAUCACGCUGGAGCUGGGCUGCGACAAGUACCCGCCUGCCGACACGCUGGAGCAGGAGUGGCUCAACAACAAGGACGCCCUCAUCCACUACAUCUGGCAGGCGCACAUCGGGCUGAAGGGCGUGGUGACGGACGCGCUCACCGGCCAGCCGCUCGCCAACGCCGUCAUCCACGUGGCCAACGUCACCAGCGGACGGCCCGUCCACAUCCGACACGACGUCACCUCAGUGCACGACGGCGACUACUGGCGGCUGCUGACCCCCGGCGCCUACGUCGUGACGGCGUCGCGGCAGGGCUACCAACCGCAGAGCCGGCGCGCCGUCGUCACCAACCUGCCGCCGCACUCGGAGGCACGCCGCCUCGACUUCGCGCUCAUGCCGCUGGCCCAGGGGCCGCCCAUGCCGCGGCAGCAGGUGCCGGCAGACCUGGACCUCCCGGAUGAGCUGCUGCCGUGGCCCUCUGCUCGCCAGAGGGGGCCCGCCGCCCGCUGAGCCAGCCCAGCCACGCCCUGCCACGCCCUGCCCUCCCCUCACACGUCCCUCUCGGCGACGCCUUCUCUGCAAUACAGAUGUGUAGCAACUGUGCAAACUUUGAUCGCACAACACCACUUUCCUCGUACUUAAUCUUAUUUACUUCACCAUUUGUAAUGCCACUAAUUCACACUUCCUACAGACUAAAGUCAUCACAAAUUGCAUGUACUGAGUUGUAUUUUCCAACUAGAAAAACGUAUUGUGAGCCACACAGAUUGUUAACGUUCUUAAAUUAUUCGAAAUAAAAUAUUGUCUCCGAAGCA
Messenger RNA from Schistocerca gregaria, 2277 nucleotides. Its product is annotated as carboxypeptidase E-like. Gene Ontology annotation, molecular function: metallocarboxypeptidase activity; zinc ion binding. The transcript is spliced from 12 exons. NCBI's taxonomy places the organism in Eukaryota, Metazoa, Arthropoda, Insecta, Orthoptera, Acrididae. Bases 44 to 1975 code for a protein of 643 amino acids. Gene Ontology annotation, biological process: proteolysis. The record is from RefSeq and is a predicted model, not a curated record.